AUGUCCGAUACCGUGGAGCCCAGGCCUCUGACGUCGGCCUUUGAAAGUCCAACUUUCGGGGAAGACAGCUCUUUUCACGUGGAACAGCCCGUGGGAUCAAUGUCAAUAUCGCCAUGUGGACGUGACGUGGUUCUGGCUUCAAAGGAGGGCCUGCAUGUCAUUGACCUGGAUUCACCAUAUUCACCACCUCGGUAUCUCCCGCAUCAUACACCAUGGGAGGUCGCAGAUGUUCAAUGGUCUCCGUUUGCCGCUCGAGAUUACUGGGUUGUGAGCACGUCGAAUCAGAAGGCGUUGGUUUGGAACUUGGCUAUGAAGACCUGGCAGAACUCUAUUGAGCUUGUUCUCCAUGCCCACACGCGAGCCAUCACGGAUAUCAACUUCUCCGCCCAUCAUCCGGAUACUAUAGCGACAUGUGCAGUUGAUAGUUUUGUACACUGCUGGGACCUACGAUCACCUGCGCGCCCAGCGAUCACAUUCUCCGAUUGGUUCGCCGGUGCGACGCAGGUGAAAUGGAACCGACAAGACCCCAAUGUCAUAGCGAGCUCUCAUGACAGGUUUCUGCGGAUAUGGGACAAAAGGAAGGGUGCAUCUCCAAUCAAAUCCAUCGAGGCGCACAAUACCAAAAUUUACGGCGUUGACUGGAACAGAGUCCGCCCAGGAGCUCUUGUGACUUGUUCGCUGGAUAAGACCGUCAAAUUCUGGGAUUACACUGUCGAAGGUGAAAUGCCGGAGAAAACCAUCAGGACCCCUUUUCCGGUGUGGAGAGCGAGAAACACACCCUUUGGGUGGGGUGUUCUGGCCAUGCCUCAGAGAGGCAACAGUGACCUUCAUCUAUAUAGUCGCAGGGCUGGCGAAGGCUCCAAUCCGGAUGAAGAUCUCCCGCUGGUGCAUAGUUUCCCCGGGCACAAGGGCCAAGUGAAAGAAUUUCUAUGGAGAACUCGCGGAGGGGAGUCGGAUGGGAUCGACCAUCGGGAAUUUCAAUUAGUAUCAUGGGGGACAGACAGGGAGCUACGGCUACACAGAGUCAAUCCCGAUAUUCUGCAAGGAGUUGGAUAUCGAAAGGGCGAUUCAUUCCUAACAAAUUUGAACCUCACCCGCAGGGGCGCCGCUUAUCGAAGUUUCCGGGAUGAAACUGUGAGCCAAGAAUACGAAGAUUCGGACUCGGCAUCUGCUUUUCAGGAACCUGGCACCCAUGGUGCUCCUGGAAUGAGCACCGUGACUGCCCCGUCUGCUCGUUCUUGGAAUGGGGGCAACCCAGAUUCGAGGAUCGGCAUGCAAGGCAGGUCAAAUGUGCGCGCCGACACCAAUCCAAUCUCAUGGAUGCGAGGCGUUAAGAUAUCAGGGUGGGAAGUUGAGACUUUGGGAGAUGAAAUCACGCAUGUUGGAGAAAAGUUUACCAAAGUCUCCUUCGAGUCUGUUGAUGUCCGCCAGCGCAAGGCAACAAUAUCCCUCCAUGGGCCAUGGGGAACGGAUGGGGUCUCUUUGUUCUUGAAAGUGGACAUCAAAUUCCCAGUUGACUACCCGAAGUCUGCAAUGCCAACUUUCAGCGUACAGAAGACCUCUGCUGUUACCGAUCAGCUCUCCGACAAGAUCAUUGGUGAGUUGCGUACAAUAGCGGAGACUUAUCUUUCCCACAAACGAGGUUGUCUUGAAGGUGUUGUCCGUUAUCUCCUUGGCGAGAGCAGCCUAGAAGAAAGCAUUGCUUGGAUCCUUGGGGAAACCGUCGAGACGGUCAAAUCUCCGGUCAACGGACAGAUGGGUGGCGAAGAAUCUAGUGAUGAGGAUGAAGUUGGGAUGUCUCAAAGCCAGGAGCUAGGAAUGAGCUCUGAGUUGCUUCGACCCGUCAAUGCUAACGUCAUGGUUCCCGUAGCAAAGGUAUGCGGUGCGCUAUGGGCCAAUGAUGGUCGCUUAGUGUGCUUUUUCCCUUCCAAGAAGAACGAUUCCGCCUCUUUCCUAGAAAACUUGGGGUUCAAAGAAAUGUCUAGAGCGGACAAAGUCUUUGAGGGAUUCGGCAGAUUGCAGACAAACUCGCCUGGUCCCCGCAUAAGCAGUGGCAUUGCGAGCACGGACGAUGGAGCCUCUGAAUACUCGGACGAUUCGGAGGCAGAAACGUCGAGCUCUUCCGGGUCUUCUGGUAUCUUGUCGAGUCUGCAGCAUCGGUUUCCAACACCUCAAACCUGGCGCAGUGCUGGUAGCCUUGGUUUGUACCGACCGAGGUCCACCGACAAUUCUCAAAGGUCGACAGUUGGUGCGAUGACCGCCAAGUCGUCCGGACAGGCCCAGAAUGUGAUAUCGAUAUAUGACUUCAGUGACCUGCUCCCAGCAAAACGUGACUUGGCAACUGGCUAUCGCAUCUACGGCAAAGGAGCAGACGUAUGUGCUCAUAACGCCUCUGUGGCCCUGCAGCAGGGCUACCAUGAGUUAGCACGGAUCUGGGGGCUUGUGAAACUUAUAUUACACAACGACAAACGCCCUGUUCCUUCCACAAGCUUGGAUUCCGUCGGAAGAAGUAGGCAAAUCCGGAGAAAAGAUAGUGCUGUGGACUUGAGUUUUGACACGAGGGGCCAAGAUCCUCGGGCAAAAGAUGCCUUGAGCAGCAUUAUCCAAUGGGGAGCCCAUCCUUUUGGUAGCCACUGGCUUAUUCCGGCACUAUUUGACCACUUUGAACGCAUUGGUGACGUACAAAUGGUCGCAAUGCUGUCCUGCGUGCUCGAACAGUCUAAUCGUCAGAAACGAUCGCUGAAUCAAGAACGUCGCGGCAGGGCAACGUUAAAGAAGAUGGACAACCAGUCUUUCUCGCUGGACUUUGAUUCACACCAUCCCUCCCAGAGCAAGUCUCAAGCCACUACGCCAUUGAUUUCCACGCCUAAAGACAGCCACACCACCCCGGUCACACAGAGUUCUGGGCGAUCCUCUUCCGAGAUAUGGCGUGCUGAUUCCACGCCCCCGUACUCAACAGGCACUACUCCCCCGUUGGCGUCUCGUGGGCUGGUCACAGAAAGGAGGAUGAUGGGACACAACACACCAGUAGCCGUCUCCCCCGACCAGCAAUCUCAACCACGCAGUGGAUCAGGGAUUGGCUCUGUUCUCGCUUCUUCCUUAUCCCGAUCGUUCACAUUUGGACCUUCUUCGGCGUCGCCACCUACUAGUGCCCUUAGCAAGAGAAAGCAGAGUCCGAAUGGCAGCCCAAACCUAACAGGCGGCUCGGGUAUAUGGUCUACAACAUCUUUUCCCUCAAAACCUCCUUCAACGGUUCCGGAAUACCUCACGGCUACGUCCACCGCUGUCACCUCGCAAACUCAUUCCGACACCGAGAGCGAGAAGCCGGAGCGAGGGGCAGCAGCUAAGCCGCAGCUCAAGCUCCUUGCAACCUUGAAAAACACCGGCGCCUUUGAUACCGAUUGGGGCUCACAAACUUCAUCUUUCCUCGAUCCCAAUAAAGACUGGCUGUACCGGUCCUAUCGCACUGCCUAUGCCCACCUCCUUUCAAUCUGGGGUCUACCAGUACAGCGCACUGAAGUGCUUAAGAUUGGCGGAGUCACCGAUCAAACUAGCGACGCCAGCCUUCGCCAAUGGGCCUACGACAACUUCCAAACCUCUCUUUCCCUCCCAACCCUCCCCCGCAAAGACUCUGCCACUGCAGCCGGCGAGAAAGGCAACGACGGCCUCGAAAUCCAACGCCACUGCAUGCGAUGCGGGCGUCCUCUUCAUCUCUCUAUAUUCUCUACCAAAUCCACCACUGAAGCAGCAAGCAAGUCUGGCGUGAAGAUAUAUCCUUCAUCUACCACCUGUUCCAAUUGCAAGCCCAAGCAGCGACUACCUCUCAAACUUCCCUGCGUUGUCUGCGGAGAAGUCGUCGAAGGAAUGCUCACCCCUUGCUUCGGCUGCGGGCACGUGAGCUGCUUCGACUGCCAUCGCGGCUGGUUCGCCAUGUCCUCUGACGCCAGUGACUCCUCCAGCCCCGAACAGCAGGCAGAAUCCCAGUUCUGCCCAACAGGCUGCGGGUGCAAAUGCUCUGAACACAUCGCCACCGAUAUCCUUCUCCCAGAUUCAAACCCCGUAUCCCCCUUGACGCAGCCCAACCGGGAGAAUUCGCCGCUGAGCAUUCGAGCGCGUAAUCGCCACUCUGAUGGAUCCGGCAAACAUGUUAUCACAAGUGCCCAUAAUGAUCCUCCAACGAAUGUUGGCCAACACGAAGAUGAUCUUGACCACUGGCAGACAUCUCCGUUCGCGUCCUUGGCGAGAGGUCUGGGUGGUGGUCUGAGUAGGGGUUUGCGUCCGAAGGAAUCUGAUAAGCGGAAGUCAAAGCCGUCGGGGACGGGGUUUGUACCGAAGAAGUCGGCUAUGAAUCAGGUUGAGAAUCGGUGGUAG
This is a messenger RNA of Aspergillus affinis, 4371 nucleotides long. Its product is annotated as Mtc5p. The coding region runs from base 1 to 4371 and encodes 1456 amino acids. NCBI's taxonomy places the organism in Eukaryota, Fungi, Ascomycota, Eurotiomycetes, Eurotiales, Aspergillaceae. The transcript has a single exon. Gene Ontology annotation, molecular function: protein binding. The record is from RefSeq and is a predicted model, not a curated record.